CAGCCUAUCAUAAAUCGUUUGAAUCUGAAAACGGGAGAAAUAUAAAGGCGGCUGCUGGCUGUCCCUUGGCUUACACUGCGUUUCUUUUCUGGAGCAAACAGUGUUGCGUAGAACGUGAAUUGCAAUGUCAGGCCGAGGCAAGCAGGGAGGUAAAGCGAGGGCCAAGGCAAAGUCUCGCUCCUCGCGGGCUGGGCUGCAGUUCCCGGUGGGCCGUGUGCACCGGCUGCUCCGCAAAGGUAAUUACGCUGAGCGGGUGGGGGCUGGAGCUCCGGUCUAUAUGGCCGCGGUGCUGGAGUAUCUGACCGCUGAGAUUCUCGAGUUAGCCGGCAACGCUGCUCGGGACAACAAGAAAACUAGGAUCAUCCCCCGUCACCUGCAGCUCGCCAUCCGUAACGACGAGGAGCUCAAUAAGCUCCUGGGGAAAGUGACGAUCGCUCAGGGGGGUGUCCUGCCCAACAUCCAGGCCGUGCUGCUGCCCAAAAAAACGGAGAGCCACAAGGCCAAGAGCAAGUAAAGCUGACUGAGGAAUAAACACUUCGACUUUAAAACUACCCUAACGGCUCUUUUCAGAGCCACCCACAAAGUCAAAAAAGGGUUUGAUUAUCUCCAAAAGUUCUGGUAGGAAUCGUGUAUUCGUCAAAUGGUGAAAUCCCCCUCUUACAAAAAUCAACGUAACAAAUCAAUCAAAUAAGAUAUAACUGAUA
Messenger RNA from Gopherus evgoodei (Goodes thornscrub tortoise), 704 nucleotides. Its product is annotated as histone H2A type 2-C. Gene Ontology annotation, molecular function: DNA binding; protein heterodimerization activity; structural constituent of chromatin. Lineage: Eukaryota; Metazoa; Chordata; Testudines; Testudinidae. Gene Ontology annotation, cellular component: nucleosome. The transcript has a single exon. The coding region runs from base 125 to 514 and encodes 129 amino acids. The record is from RefSeq and is a predicted model, not a curated record.